AUGNAGUUAACUACUAAAUCCGAUGUUUAUAGCUUCGGAGUUGUGUUGUUGGAAUUGAUAACUGGACGAAGGGUUAUUGAUACUACCAGACCCAAAGCUGAACAGAAUCUAGUGACUUGGGCACAACCGGUGUUCAAAGAACCGAGUAGGUUCCCAGAGUUAGCGGAUCCGAGUCUGGAGGGAGUGUUCCCGGAGAAAGCUCUGAAUCAGGCAGUAGCAGUGGCAGCAAUGUGUUUACAAGAAGAGGCAACGGUACGGCCACUCAUGAGCGACGUGGUAACAGCUCUCGGUUUCUUAGGAACCGCACCAGACGGCUCUAUCUCUGUUCCACACUACGAUGAAAUUCCUCCUCAGCGGCCGGAUGAAACGUCCGGUGAGGAUCCAGCAGCGGCGGAAGAACGGGAAAGAGCCGUGGCAGAGGCAAUGGAGUGGGGAGUUGCUUCAAGAGCACAUUCCCGGAACCCAAGUGCUUCUUGAUUCUAAUGUUUUGUCUUCUUUGAAUAUUUAAUUUUGGGUUUGGUUGUUUUCUUCUUAUUUGUUGGCUUUUCAAUUUCAGUUUCAGAAAGAUAGUGAUAGAUAAUUGUUACCUUUUCUUUGUUCGUUAUGUUUUGUUUUAUUUGAAUCUGUAUAUUCCAGCUGAGAGUUUUCAUAGCUUGAGAAUUCUUAUUCUUGGUUUCAAGCUUUACAAAAUUUUCGGUUUCAUUCUCGUGU
Camelina sativa (false flax) is the source of this 711-nucleotide messenger RNA. The record is from RefSeq and is a predicted model, not a curated record. NCBI's taxonomy places the organism in Eukaryota, Viridiplantae, Streptophyta, Magnoliopsida, Brassicales, Brassicaceae.